AUGGCUUCCAAACUCCUGCGUGCGGUCAUCCUUGGGCCGCCGGGCUCGGGCAAGGGCACCGUGUGCCAGAGGAUAGCCCAGAACUUUGGCCUUCAGCAUCUCUCCAGCGGCCACUUCUUGCGGGAGAACAUCAAGGCCAACACGGUUGGUGAUAUGGCAAAGCAAUACAUAGAGAAAGGCCUUUUGGUUCCCGAUCAUGUGAUCACACGCCUCAUGCUGCUGGAGUUGGAGAACAGGCGCGGCGAGCACUGGCUACUCGAUGGUUUUCCUCGAACAUUAGUUCAGGCUGAAGCCUUGGACAGAAUAUGUGACCUGGAUCUAGUGAUCACUUUGAACAUUCCAUUUGAAACGCUCAAAGAUCGUCUCAGCCGACGUUGGAUUCACCCUCCCAGUGGAAGGGUAUAUAACCUGGACUUCAACCCACCUCAUGUACAUGGGAUUGAUGACGUCACUGGUGAACCAUUGGUCCAGCAGGAGGAUGACAAACCUGAAGCAGUUGCUGCCAGACUAAGACAGUACAAGGAUGUGGCAAAACCAGUCAUCGAAUUAUACAAGAGCCGAGGAGUGCUCCAUCAGUUUUCGGGAACCGAGACUAACAAAAUCUGGCCCUAUGUUUACACGCUUUUCUCGAACAAGAUCACACCUGUUCAGUCCAAAGAAGCCUACUGAGCCUGCGCAGUGGAAGAACCAGGAAGAUAUGGUCAUUCGUUCAACUGUGUGUGUAGUGUUGGUGCCAUGCCCCAGUUAGCAGCUAGCUGAGAUAGCUUGCAGUGUCUUUUCUAGUUUUAAUGGUGAACAGACAUGAAAACUAAUGAAUAGAGUGAGUUAAUGACGAGGCUCUUCUCUGCCUUUCUAAAAGAGGGGCCACCUACACGUGUUUAAGAUGUCCCUGCACAUGUCUCAAGUUCUCUAUAAGAAAGGAAGCAACACAGGCUGGAUUCCAAGCGGUGUAUCACCCAAGCUCUAGUUGAUUUUCCAUGGCCAGGUUGUUGCCAUAAUAGCUUUUCCACACGUGACGGUGGUGCUCCCUGGCUCUCCCCAGCCCCUAAAGGCUGUUGAAACAUAGCACCAGGAGGCCUGAGAAUGCCAGGGGCUAAGCUGCCUCUGUCCCUGGCUCUCUGGCAUGUGCCUUCCUGGUGACAGUGGGAUUGAAACAGUAGCUCUCAGUGAUUGCUUCUCUGGCCUUGAGUGACUGCCCGCAGUUCAUUUUCUUUCCGUUAGGAAUGCCGCCUUCUCUGCAUCCG
Messenger RNA from Budorcas taxicolor (takin), 1244 nucleotides. RefSeq names its product adenylate kinase 4, mitochondrial-like. The transcript has a single exon. The record is from RefSeq and is a predicted model, not a curated record. Gene Ontology annotation, biological process: nucleobase-containing compound metabolic process. Gene Ontology annotation, molecular function: ATP binding; nucleoside diphosphate kinase activity; AMP kinase activity. NCBI's taxonomy places the organism in Eukaryota, Metazoa, Chordata, Mammalia, Artiodactyla, Bovidae. Gene Ontology annotation, cellular component: cytoplasm; mitochondrion. Bases 1 to 669 code for a protein of 222 amino acids.